AUGAUCCUGGCUGGCUGUUCGUUGAUUCGGCCCGAAAAUACAUCUCCACCCCUCGCUGCGUUGAGAAGCGGUGUCACAAAAGGCAACCAGAUCGAGGAUGAGACUAUUUGCUUGGGUAAGAGUGAUGAAGAGGAUGACUGUGGCUCGGCUGUUGGACAAGGCGAGGGUGAAGACGGCCGGAAGACUCCCAGGACAAGGGAUGAAAAGGAAAUGGACGAGCUGUCCAAAAGACUACACGAGGUCGAGCUCUUCGAGGGCAAGAAGGGCAAGGGCGCAUUGUGUGUCAGCCUACUGAAACCAGAUUCCACCUUGGCACGAGCAUCUACCCAUGUCAGUUGGGAAGGCUAUCCUCAAGAGCAAACCUGGCGGAUACAUAAGAUUGAGAGGAAGACGGUUAUCGGCGUGCCUCAUGGAUCUUUCGAACUAUAUCACAGAAAGAAGUUCACACAAAAACGGCAAGUGAAACACGAAAUGGACAUGUACCCGGAUGAAUAUUUUGUCUUCUUCGACAUCGAAAGCGAUCCCCAGCUUUGGUCUGGAAUGCUCGUCUCAUACAACGACUUACCUGCCCUCCCCGGCAGCAAGAUCCUGCGUCGUUUGGAUGAGCUGUAUCGGGAAACCAGCCAAGUCGGCUGGAAUCCCUGGCAUGACAUGGCCGACCUCAGGGAAUCCACGGGCGAGCUGACAGCGAUGGCACUUGCUGGGACAAAAUUCGUCCAACCCCAACCGACGGCACAUCUCGUCGUCGACCUAUAUAGCCUCCUGAACAGACGCCAGUGUAUUGUGAUUUGGAACUUUUUCCGCCAGAUGGUCAUCAACAGGGAACUGGCACGCCGUCUGGCUUCGUAUGAUGUAGACGGGCCAGUCAUGGGCUUCACCACCAAGAUCCUCGCUUCCCUCAUCAUUGCCGAUCGAUGGUUCCAGAAUGUGCAGAUCCGGCUAGCGGACAUGGGCGUCGAUCCCUUGAGUAUCCCAAAGACUGUCUCGUCUCUUCAGAAGGACAAGGCCGAGAACUUUAAGAGACAAGGGAACGAGGCCACAAGGAAGAAACAGCACCAGCUGGCCUUGGAUCUGUACACCGAAGCUAUCAAGGUCAAUCUUGGUAAUGCUGUCUACCGCAACAACCGCUCCGGAGCCCUCUACGAUUUGGGACGGUACCCGGAAGCCUUGGACGACGCGCUCGUCGCCACGAAGCUCGAUCCGACAUAUGCAAAAGCGUGGGCGCGCCUCGGACUAGCGCAUCUGCGGCUCGGCCGGGCGAAAAGGGCAAAGGAGGCUUUACAACGUGCCAUCGAGCUCGCAGGGCGGAACGCCACCGACGCAAUGCGCAAAGCAGCCAUGUAG
Molecule: messenger RNA, 1344 nt
Organism: Aspergillus thermomutatus
Lineage: Eukaryota; Fungi; Ascomycota; Eurotiomycetes; Eurotiales; Aspergillaceae
Product: tetratricopeptide repeat protein
Exons: 7
Coding region: 1-1344 (447 amino acids)
Biological process (GO): post-translational protein targeting to endoplasmic reticulum membrane
Cellular component (GO): membrane; TRC complex
Molecular function (GO): protein binding; molecular adaptor activity
Source: RefSeq, a predicted model, not a curated record